UAUUCUCUGUUCCCUGUUUCUGUUAUUGUACGGAGCCCCUCACUAAAGACCAUGCAUUAAAGAUCAUCUUGAGCAAAUUUUUAGCGGUAUAAAAAAGACUCCAAGGGUCCGGAGGACGCGAACUUCCAUUAAGGAUAUCGGUCUUUAAUAGUAUCUCGUUGGUGGCGUCACACUUUCAGUAGCGACAUUUCUAUAUAUGGUUAAGAAGAAGUGCCUUGAAUUGUAAAAUAGCAAGUUCAUCACCGAAGCAAUAUGGAGGCUGUACUUCAACAAAAAGUCAUAGAAGUUGCCAAUCAUGUUGAACAGCAGUUGGAUGCAGAAUUAGACAAAUUAGACAAUUUUGAUAUCAAUGAUUAUGAAAAAUUACGUGCACAUAGACUGAAUGAGCUCAAACGAAUGCAAAAACAGAAGCAGAAUUGGCUAGUUUCGGGUCAUGGAGAAUAUGCCGAGUUAUAUGAUGAGAAAGAAUUUUUUGAAGUAUCUAAAAAGUCAGAGAAUAUAGUUUGCUUAUUUUAUAAAGAUGAUUCUCCAAGAUGUAAAAUAGUGGAUCAACAUUUUAAGAUUCUUGCAAAGAAACAUAUUGAAGCAAGAUUUUGUAAACUAAAUGUUGAAAGAUGUCCCUUUUUGACUGAACGGUUACGUAUUAGAAUUAUACCUACAAUUGCGUUAAUUGUGAAUGGCAAAACCAAGGAUUAUAUCGUGGGCUUUACGGAAUUAGGAAACUGUGACGAUUUUUCUACAGAAACAUUGCAGUGCCGUCUUGCACAAUCUGGUGUGAUCAAUUAUGAUGAUGAAGAAUCAUCAGAAACUGGCAAGAAGCCAUUUAUAUUUAAACCUUCAAAACCCAAGACCAUCAAGGGACGCAACUCGGAUGAUUCUGAUGAUGACUGCAUCCAGAUAUAAAAGAUUUAUAUUCUAUUGCGAAACAUGAGAGAUUGCUGUACAAGUUAUGGAGAAUAUCACAGUAGUAAUGCAAUGAUAAGUCAUACAUAGUUAACUAAUUUUAUAAUGUAACUUUUAAAAUGUUCCGAAAUAUUUGUAGUUUAUCUUAUAUAAUAAAAAAAAAAUUAUCACACAAUGGAAAAAAG
This is a messenger RNA of Atta colombica, 1088 nucleotides long. RefSeq names its product thioredoxin domain-containing protein 9. NCBI's taxonomy places the organism in Eukaryota, Metazoa, Arthropoda, Insecta, Hymenoptera, Formicidae. Gene Ontology annotation, biological process: microtubule cytoskeleton organization. Gene Ontology annotation, cellular component: cytoplasm. The coding region runs from base 253 to 903 and encodes 216 amino acids. The record is from RefSeq and is a predicted model, not a curated record. The transcript has 7 exons.